Molecule: messenger RNA, 543 nt
Organism: Hibiscus syriacus
Lineage: Eukaryota; Viridiplantae; Streptophyta; Magnoliopsida; Malvales; Malvaceae
Product: auxin-induced protein 22D-like
Exons: 5
Coding region: 1-543 (180 amino acids)
Biological process (GO): regulation of DNA-templated transcription
Cellular component (GO): nucleus
Source: RefSeq, a predicted model, not a curated record
AUGUAUGUGUAUGACUUUCAGUCCAUUGAAGACAAAACCAGAAAAACAGCCAAUAAUACUUCUCUCAAUCUCAAAGAAACUGAGUUGAGGCUUGGUUUACCAGGUUCUCAUCCUCGUAGAAAAAUCUGCCUUUUUGGCAAAGAUUUACAGAUCAAUGAUGAUAAAAGUAAUGGUUUUGCUGUUAGUCCUUUCGAGAACCUGGCGUAUGGAGCCAAAAGGGGUUUCUCAGAUGCCAUCAAGAGGUGCCUGGUGUUCCUUCAGGUGCAAGGAUGGCCACCGGUUCGAUCAUUCCGGAAGAAUACAAUGGCCAGCGAUGAGGCCACUGCGGAUGAAGGCCAUUGCCAGUAUGUAAAGAUGUUCAGCUGUUUCACCAUGUCUGAAUACGUGGUCACUUAUGAAGACGCGACGGUGAUCAGAUGCUUGUCGGCGAUGUUCCGUGGCAGUAAGAAUCUACGUCCAUCGGAUGUCAUCGAUUCAUGUAGGAGAAUAAGGAUUACGAAAGGUACUAGCUCCAAGGGCCAUGUAGAAAUGCAAGAAUCAUAG